Rhipicephalus sanguineus (brown dog tick) is the source of this 5741-nucleotide messenger RNA. Its product is annotated as deubiquitinase OTUD6B. Gene Ontology annotation, molecular function: cysteine-type deubiquitinase activity. The transcript is spliced from 2 exons. Gene Ontology annotation, biological process: protein deubiquitination. The coding region runs from base 458 to 2383 and encodes 641 amino acids. Lineage: Eukaryota; Metazoa; Arthropoda; Arachnida; Ixodida; Ixodidae. The record is from RefSeq and is a predicted model, not a curated record.
AUAUUCUAGCAUAGGCGGCGCUAGCGGGGCCAAGCGGGAAAGGUGGGAGCUGUGCUGUGGUGGCUGGUGGCCUGUGGGAGCGCGCACCAGCUUCGGCCGCCUCGGCAUCAGCGGCCGCGAACCCGCAGCAUUAAAGUUUCGCGGGGACUACCGUGGCCGCCAACAUCGCGCAGGGCAGAGUAGUACGUAGUAAGUACUUUGCAGUGUGUGUUGGCUGAUACCACAGAUAUUUCGGGUAGUACCGACUCGCAUUGUUGAUGUGUCGCUGAAAGCUCCCGUGCGGCCACAUGCCCUCUGCGCCAGAAGCCGUCAGAAGAAAUAUCGUGCACGAAGGGCGACUGCGGACAUUGUGGCGACUCUAGACUGCUUACUGGUACGAAUCUGUCUUGUCUUGAGAGGUCCGCUUUGCUUUGCUCGAGUCCUUUUAGUACAGUCAUUGGAUUCAGAGCACGGAACCAUGGCGGAGAGCGGCCAAAUGCGACUGUCUCACGACGAGCUUUUGCAAGCACACAGAAAGGAACGGAAAGAAUUGCAAGGCGCGGUCAAAUGCCAGCAGUACCACCUGAACACCCAGCAGUUUGAAGUCUGCUUCAAGAGACUCCAAUCUAUCCCAUUUCCCGCCAACAACAUUGUCUCGCUGCAUCUUCACGAGUUUCUCGCCAACUGUGCCAUCAAGCAUGGCAUAGCAGAGGACACUUUACUCCUGUGUCUUGUUACAGCUACAUCCCACCUUAUGGGCCUUUCAUCAUCAACAAAAAUUUGUCUGUCAUCUGGUUGGCAAGAAAAUCCUGUGCUGUGGUCUGCUGUCUUGGUGCCAAGGGAACACAGUUGUCACAAUUUUGUCUGGACUUUACAAAAGCUCCUUUGUGACUUGCACUCAGAGCUGCGUUCCAGGGACAUUGCAGCAAAGCCUGUUGUAGUAGAUGAAGCGUCAUGUACUAGCCUCACCAGGUUGCUGACACUGCCGCAGGUUGGUCCUAUUUUAGGUGCACAUGCAUCUUUCGAGCAAGUGAAAUCUGUUUAUUCAUCUGUUGGGAAAGGAAAGUUUGAAAGACUUGCUUUGGGUGUACCUGUGCUGUGGUGUCCAGUCACUUCUGAUGUACCUUUCUUGAGUGAAGUGCGCUUUAAUCUUUGCUGCAUCACAGAUCCAUAUACUUUUCAUUCUGUCCUGUCUUCAAAGCUUAAUGAAAACUUGGAAUUUCAGGAAUGUAUGUGGCCUAAUAUUCUCCUUGCUUGUGGUCAUGAAAGGUCACUGGACCUGGUCACUUCAUAUGAACAGGUUGCAGACGUAGAGGUAAACAGGUUGAAAGCCUUACUGCUGUCUAUUGCAGAAGCACACUGCUUACCAGUUAUGUACAAGUUGUCAGAGGAAGCAAGGUGUGUUCUUCCGCAACUGAUGUCCAAGUUCAAGCAGCUGUCAUUAAGUUUGAAUUGCCGAGUGGCUCUGUUCAAGACUGCCACUAGUCAGAUAUUUCGGUUGGCUGCAGCACUAUAUGUUUUGGAUGGUUGUCUUAGUGCAGCGAUUCAGCCUGACGUACGAGAGUAUGAAAUACCUGCAGCUCAUGUUUGGGAAGCACAUGACAUAGUGAUGCACACAUUGCGCAUUAAAGCUGACCUUCUAGAUUGUCCGCUUCGAGAUGAGUUGUUCCACACUGUUGAGAGUCCCAGAACAUCCCACCAAAGUAACAGCUUUCAGCAUUGUACAAAUGGAACAGUGCCCAAUAUUUCUGUUUCAUCAGUUUUCUGUGUGGCACCUGAAGUACAGGUGCAGUCAAACCAUGAGCAAGUUCCAGUGCCUGUUCCGAUUCCUCGUGAACUUUCUGUGUCGAUUGUUCAGUCUCCAGCAUGCGACAGUGAGCUCAGUGGCUCUCAUAUCUCACUGCCAGAACCACAAGAAUCCUUUAUUUCCUACAGUUCUAUUAUCCCGGACUCAGAAGAGGAGUUUGUGGACAAAUUUCACUAUAAAAUUAGGCGUCUGCUAAUAUGUGGGAAGACUCUGCUCACACCAACACUAGUGGCACAGAUGAAGUAUGUCUCGGUCACUGAUCCAAAUGUCCCUGGGAAGCCACGUUACCCCACACAACUUGCUUCCCUUUUCCUUAAGAGAGUGGCUGCCUUGGGAUUUGGCACCAUGUUAACACGACAUGACAGCCACUCGAAGAAGCUGUUGUUUCGGAAAACGGACUAUCAGCAGCUUGGUCAAGCUCAGCUAAAGCUUCUUCAGAAUCUUCGUGUGACCAGAGAACAGUAUUCACAGGGCUGUCAGCGACCACGUGCGGCAUAUUGGGAAACUGGAUCAGCUGCACCCAUCCGCUUGCCACACUCGCCAGUAAAUCAGUCACAGAGUCUUCCUGUUAAGCAAGAAGUUAUUGACAUAAACUAGAGGAACAAAGAAUAAUUUUUUAUGUCACUUACUAAGUGAUGAGCUCUUCCCAGCUUCACUCCUGCAAAGUAGCAGUGUCAAUUUGCUAAGCACAAAGCUAUGACCUCAAAUAUUCAGACAGCCAUUGCCAAAUAUUUGAUUUUUGUAGGCAGUAAGGACCUCAGGUGUUGGUCGUAUGUUCAUCCUUGGAAAGGAAUGACAGACUUAAUUUUUGCUAGAGGUGUGUUUUGCACAUUGUAAACAUUUAUACCAUUGACCUGACUGCCUCAUGAAGUUUAGAUGUUCGUACAUCGUGUGAUGACUGCACAGUGCACGAGUUGCUCUUUUCAUUGCAACGGUGGUUGUAUGAAAACUGUAUGUGAUCCAUGAUUCUCUUCAUGAUAGUAAACUCGUUCAUCUGUUGCUAAUAGUUAAAUAUGCAGCUUCGCACCUUUGUUGGCAAGCGACAGUUUCAGAAAAAGAUGUUUCACAUAAAGAUAAAACCUUUAGGUUAAGUGUCUGAUGAAAUCUCGUCUUGUCAGGGUGAAACAUUGGUGAAAACACUGGUGGACGCCAACCAAGGGGAAAAAUAUUUACCGAUGUCUUGGUUCCCACACGGGAGCCUUGUUUGUCAAUAAAUACUUUUCAUCAAUGAAAUCUUCACCUUGAGGGCCCUCUGGGAAUGCAUAAAAGGCAUUAUUAACUACAUUUGAAAAGAAAGAUCUGUUUUAUAAUACAUCAGGUUGACCUAAUUAGGCAAUUUUGUAGUGGAACCAAGAUUAAUAACUUUAAUGUCCCAAUUUGGCUGGUGGCUCACUGUAAUAAUGUGGAAUGUCUUGUGUUUAAUGGCAGUUGUUUUUUACACUUAAAGGGAGAUUGUGAAUUAGGUUAGACUGAUUAUUUGAUGGUAUUAAAGAUUACAAGUUAGGUCAACAACUCUUGCAAUUUUCGUAGAUAUUGGUAAAUAUAAAAUAGGAGCUACAUCUGUUUCAUUAUAUUUUGUCAGCGAAAAUAAAUAGGCAGGCAGUUAACCAUUUAUUGUUUCUCCCUUGUGCAUUCAAGGCAUGGCCAUGGGAAUCCCUCUGGCAUAGUUGAAUUUUCUGUUCAAUUGAAGUAAUGCUCUUACAAGUGUUUUAUUGGAAGAAGCAGUCAUUUCCUUGUGUAAUGAGCAAGUGUAUGUGAUAAUGCUUUCAUUACAUUGUGUAUAUACUGAUCAUGCAAUAUGAUCCAUUCGUCUUGUGCACUUGUCUUGUGCACUUUUAUACUACAUUUUCAGUUUUGUAUGCCGUGAAGUAUAUUUUACCAAGCUUUGUCAUACAUGUAGAAUGAGUACACUACACCCAGGUUGUCAGUAUGUGUUGGUAUGCAUUGUUUUAGGAAUAGUUCAGCCAAUCUAUACUGGAUAGGCAUAACUGAUGCAACUCAGGAGGUUUAGCUACCUGUUGGUACAGGUGCAGCUGCAAUUCUGGAGGUGGCUUUAUUGAUCAUGAUCUUACAUGCUUUACAGUUGGUUACUUUUUAUUCUGGAAAUAUUAACAUUUUUGCUGUAUUACCAUCUUCUAGAACUUGCCUGCAAUGUUCUUUACUUUGUGCAUAACAGAUUACCGUAAAAUUCCGAGCUAGCCCCCCCCCCCCCCCAACGAAGUCGAAAUUGCGGGCACAGUGGGGGGGGGGGGCACUAUCUCGGAACGGCACCAAAAUUCAAAAUGGCGGCAAAAUUUUCGUGCCAGAAAAAAAAACGCAGUGCGCAUGGAUUAAAAUUUUAUUACAGAACUUUAUUUAGGCCCAGGAUUUGUUGUAGCUUUUAAUCGCUUUCAAAACCAUCGAAAGACUCCUCCGAGUCAGUUGCAAAAAACAGGUCGCAGCAUUCCGCUUGAAGUCCGCCGUGGUGUAGGGCUGCAUAGGCAUAGCUGACCUCUCACCACAAACACAAAGCAACAAAUGGCACGGAGCAAUCGGGCUGCAGUGCAAAGCAGGAUUGGAUUGGAUUCAUGGCAGCCAGCAGGACCACAAAAAAAAAAAUAUUUGUAGAAAAAUCUACGGAAGCUUUCUUUUGUUAACUGGAUGUGGCAGGCCACUGUUGCCUGUCUGCGUUGUCGUGGAGCGGUGAAAGUGGGGGGGAGGGGGGCGCUUUUCAUUAACGGCGCGGAUAUUUGAAAUUGCCAUUGAAGUUGGGGGGGGGGUCGCUUGCUCGGAAUUUUACGGUAGGUAGUUAAUUUUAAACAAGAACAUUGUCAGGCUGUAGAUGUUGCUUUAAAGUGUAAUAACAUAUCUCAGUAAUUAUGUCCCCUUACAUUUAAGCUAACUCCCAUUGUCUUAGCUAGUGCUUGUAAUGAAAGAGCUAGUUAUGGAAGUAUUUGUGCCAGCUAUCAAGUGGGACUGAAUAAACAGACAAAAAGAGACUAACAUCUGUGUUACUACAGAACAAAAAAUUUUGAAAUACUGUAAUAUUCUGCAUUGCUACAAGAUAUUACUAGAUUUUGGCAUAUAAAAUUUACAACCAAAAGUUUUAGGUCUUCCUAUAUAACCAAAAAACAGCUUUUUUGUUGUAUGUCAGUUACUUCUUUUUGUGGCCCCGAAAUUGUCCCUUGUAUUAUGUUUGGGUUCAUGUUAUAUUAUGGCUAGGCACUAAUAUGGGAAAUAUGGUAGAGGCUAUUAUUGGGGUGUUGAAAGUAUGCAGAAAUAUCAAAAUUAUGAAGUUCAGAAUCUCAAAGUAGGUAUGAAGCAUGUUAAUAAUGUGAAGGCAGAAAAUGUUUAAUUGCCUUACAUUUAAUGGUACAAACAUAAUUCAUUCACAUAAGGUUAACAGAUCCAGUAGGUGCAAAUAUAGAUUGUAUAAAAUCUUUACAGAUUAGUCAGUAAUGUGUGCUGAAACUCUUGAAAAAGGGCAUAAAGAACAAUAUUAUUGCAAAGGUUUACACAGCGACUGCAUGGCUUCAGAGCAGCCAGUGACUCAAUCUGGUACUUUGUUUUGAAAGCUGUAUUCAGACAUAGGAACCUUUGAAGCUUUUAAGCUUGUUAUUAUUCAGACAUGUGCAUAGUCACUGCCACCACGUUUGAUGGAGCACCGACACAAACAUAUUGUAUCUUGUUUUCCUUUUUUUUUCCAAUAAGUAGCUAAUGACCCUUUAUCAUGGCUAGAAACCUCGUUUGCACGUGGUUAAUUAUUUAGAGACAUUUUUAUAGUACCUAGCCACAGUUCCGGUUUCAGAGUGUGCUGAUAAAGGCAGGACCAGGGAGUCUUUAUUGGAAGCACAGCUGGCCAUGUAACUGCACAAAACAGUUCCUUGUCAAAUGUGGCACAGAGCACACGUAAGGAGCAUGGCAGCCAGCACAAACUCGUAACAUAGGUGUUGUUGGUAGUUUACAUUAAGUCUAA